Molecule: messenger RNA, 3469 nt
Organism: Aedes albopictus (Asian tiger mosquito)
Lineage: Eukaryota; Metazoa; Arthropoda; Insecta; Diptera; Culicidae
Exons: 9
Coding region: 1-3285 (1094 amino acids)
Source: RefSeq, a predicted model, not a curated record
AUGCUUCCUGGACCAGAUCCGGAUUUUUUCGCAGGGUCAGUGCAAGCAACGCCGUCUGUAGGAUGCUACGAGGAGGUAGUGACGACCAGCAAUGAAAACGAAACUGAGCUCUCUUUCCGCAACGUUGAAACGUCGACACCAAAACGGAAGUCGAACGAUGCGAGUAAAUCCAAUAAGCAUAGUCGUUUGCACCCAUCGAACUCAAAUUCCUUCAUCGAUCCCCCGUUGCGAACCAGAUUGUCUCUUAGCAAAUCUAUGCCUAUCCAAACGCUACCUGAAAUCGAUGCAUAUCGUGGAUUCGUCAACCCUCCUCUCCGAAACAGGCAUUUACGAGAGUUCAAUCAUUCUGCUGACCCACUGCUACCCAGAUAUCCGUUUUCCGUUAAAAUAGAAAAGCAAAGAAAUGAGCUACAGACUGCAGAUUCAAACCGUCACAAAAUGGAAAUAGAGCGAAGCUCUAGAAGGCUGCCAUUGCUGGACAGAUCGCUUGGCACAAUACGCAAAUCACAGGUAUCCGGCGAAAACAGAUCAUUUUCAGUAUCGGGACGGCGCCGUGAUUCGUCGUUGCAUGUAUCCGUUGAUGCGGUUACGAAUAAUGAACGAUACAGGUAUGGAAAGAGUAACAACUCGAUCAGAGACCUACAUCUACAUCGUACAUCAGUCCGAGAUGGAGAGCACCGAAAAGGCGAAGAAAAGCUCAAAAAUCAAUCAUAUUCUGCAAACGACAAAUCUCAGGUGUCCGUCAAAGAUUAUUUGUCAUUGGCAGUAGGACAACACCAAGACCUAAAAGCAAAGUCCUUUUGCAACUCGUUGAGAGACAACAGUGACCGCUUACACCGUGGAAUAAACUCUGAAGUAGGCAAACAGAUAAUCAGGCCGGAUAUCUCGCAGAUUUCGAAUAACUCAUCGCUGCUCAACGGACGGUGUGCUGCAAUCGACUUAUCCCAGGUACCCGUCGUUCUUGAUAAAAAUAAUGAUUCAUUAUCGUCUGUUGCUCGACGCAGUGAUAGCAAGGGCCCUCCGCUUUCAAUUACCCAUGCAUAUUCAAGUAACAAUUUGAUUCGAGACACCACGGCCAUCGACCUGAGUUGUAGACCAACGCGAGAAGUAGAGCAGCAGAGAAAAGAAGUGAAGUUAUCGCGACGUUUGAGUGAAUCAUAUUGGCGAAAUGAAUCGUAUACUGCAGGAAACGUUUCAAAGCUAUCCGAUUUGUCAUCAGUGGUAGGAAGACAUCAAGAACGAAGAGCUCAACUGUUAUCCAGGAACCCAUUAAAAGAUAUCAACGGCAAUGAUCUACACCGCGGAUUGAAAUCUGAAGCAGAUAGGCGAAUCAUCCGGUCAUACAAGUUACAGGCUUCGAAUAAUUCGUCGUUGCUUAACGGACGAUUUCCUGCAAUCGAUUUAUUACAACUAUCUUCUGAGAAUGGGCUUCACCGGGAACGAGCAAAUUCUUCCCAUCAGUGUGUCUGUGCAACUUCACGCAGUAAUUCGCAAAGAUUCGAAAGCAGAUAUGAUCAACAUUACAGGUCGGCUCAGGAAAUUGAUAGCCACAGGACGGUAGUCAAGAAAAUGAGAGGUUUGGAGUUGCCUUUGCUAGAUAGGUCGGAUGACGCAAUUGACGCAUCUCAGAUGUCCAUCAAUUCAGAUGUUAGCAAUCUAUCAUGGUCACAAAUGAGAAAACACCAGGAUCGAUCACCAUUGCGUCGAUUUGUAGACCCAUUUUCACAGUCGAGGAACUCCAGCAACCUUGGGUUGUUAAAAGAUGACAGACAGAGACAUAAAAUGGACAGUCCGCGUACUUCUAGGAUGUACUAUGCAUACAACACCUCGAAUACGACAGUCGAUACAGUUCAGGAUCCUAAUUUCUCGUACGCGUACGAUGAAUCAUCGAGAAAAUUGCGGAUUGGCAAACUCUACCGGAAUGUUUCACGAAACCUCUUCAAUCCUAUUUGGUCACGAGAAAACAUUGGCGUAAAUCCACGGCACAAGCAGCACGGUGAAUUCAGCAUUCAUAGAGAGAUUCACAGUACAUCGUAUGAUUCCGCUCGUCAUAGCAAUGGAACAGAUGGACAGGAAGCUAUUAUCGACUUAUCUCGCUCAAGUCGUCACCCAAGGCAAGAAUUGGCCAAGGAGAUGGCCAAGCAAAAAGCAAACAUGUCGCAGGAUUUGAUCGGCCUAGACCUGCGGUGCCAACCAGCAGGAAUCACUAAGCCAAGUCUUCCGGAGAUAUUGGAACAUGUUGGAUCAGAUGGAAUAGGAUCACUGGUGCGAAACGGAGAGCCGGAUGUUUUCAAAGCAGUUCUACAUUUGAACCACCGUUCAGCAUGUAUCGAUUCUGUCUCGCAUGCUUCAAGCAAACUUGCUGCCGAUACGAUCAUUGAUGCAGAACCGCCAGUUUUAGUGGAGAAAACGUUAUGCGACCCACCAGCACAUGGUAGACAGCUGGUGGCUAAAUAUAGCUUGAUUCUACCAGAUGAUGAAAACAUGUCUACAAAUGAAGCCCACGUCGAGGAACAAACCGAAAUUGGUGUUCCGACUACUCCUACCCGACUAAACACAUCGAUAACGAAACUAACAAACGAUCACGCUAAGCCGUUCGACAUAAUAGCAGCUGAACCGGUUAUGCAACAAAAGUGUACAACUGAUGCCACAAUUUUCGAAACGAGCGAACAGCUGUUCCCUAAACCUACUGAGUUGGCGAAUGAGCAGAUAGCCAUUUGUUCUCAAUUGCAGAUUAGUUCGAAUCAGGAAUUUGCAAAUAAUGCACGACAGAACUGCGAUGAGAACAGUAAGAGGAAUGAUGAUUCCGAUUCAGAGGAAUUUGCAAAUAAUGCACGACAGAAUUGUGAUGAGAACAGUGAGAGGAAUGAUGAUUCCGAUUCAGAGCAUGAAGACUUGGACGAUAACGCUCAUGAGAUUCAAAUUGGUGAUCUUACUUUAUUGAAUGAGUUCAUAGUUGACGAAUAUUUUGAAAAAUAUGCUAAUCAAACACUCAUCAAUGACGACGAUGAAGGCGAAAAGGAACACCAAGAAUCGUCACCAACACAUUCUCCUGCUGAUGUCGAGUUAAACAACGGUGACCUCGGAUUUGAAGAGCUGAAUACAAACUCUCCGCCAAAGAAAAAAAAUCUUCGAAUUGCUAUUCGAAACUCGCGAAUGCGCGGUUUGCAGUACACGCGAGCUGACGGUGUUGUCAUCCCUGCUCGGAGCGUUAAGCCUCCGUGCAGUUCAGCAAGUAUAAAUGUUACGAAAAAUACAGCGAAGAAAUACGACAAAAACUGUUGAAAAACCUUUUGAAGUUGACGACAUCCGGUCAGAACCAGUUCAUAAGCAAUCACUUUUCAAUCCGGACCACUGCUCGGCCUAAGGUAAAAAUAUGAUUGGGACUUUAAAAGAAAUUUAACCCUUUCCUUCCCACGACUUUGAACGGACCCCCCCACCUCUCCCCCCUUGGAAUCUACGUAGCGUA